CCUGCGCGUGGGGGGGGGGAGGCGGCCCACGCGCGACGGGACCAGCAGCAUGAGCAGCGGCUACAGCAGCCUGGAGGAGGACGCCGAGGACUUCUUCUUCACCGCCAGGACCUCCUUUUUCAGGAGAGCGCCCCAGGGCAAGCCCCGCGCUGGCCAGCAAGAUGUGGAGAAAGAGAAGGAAACCCACAAUUACCUCAGCAAAGAGGAAAUCAAAGAGAAAGUCCAUAAAUACAACCUGGCUGUCACAGACAAGUUGAAGAUGACCUUGAAUUCAAAUGGGAUUUACACUGGCUUCAUUAAAGUCCAGAUGGAGCUCUGCAGACCCCCUCAGACUUCUGGGAAACUCGCUCCCGGUAGCAAUGGCUGUAUGAACACGCUUCACAUCAGCAGCAUGAACACCGUCGGGGAAGUGAUCGAGGCCCUGCUCAAGAAGUUUCUCGUGACCGAGAGCCCUGCCAAGUUUGCACUUUAUAAGCGUUGUCAUAGGGAAGACCAAGUCUAUGCCUGUAAGCUUUCGGAUCGGGAGCAUCCGCUCUACCUGCGUUUGGUGGCUGGGCCCAGAACAGACACGCUGAGUUUUGUUCUUCGUGAACAUGAAAUUGGAGAGUGGGAAGCCUUCAGCCUUCCAGAGCUACAGAAUUUCUUGCGGAUCUUGGACAAGGAGGAGGACGAGCAGAUGCAGAGCCUGAAGCGGCGCUACGCGGCCUAUCGCCAGCAGCUGGAGGCAGCCCUCAGCGAGGUGCGGACGCCCGGCUAGGCGCCCUCCCCUGCCUCCCGCGGCCGAGAGGCGCGGGACCUGCGUGCGCAGCCCCAGCCGGGGUCUCUCUCGCGGGGGGGACCGUCCUCACGCCCUGUGACGCCGGGGCCUGCCUCCUCGGACCCCGGGCUCUAGUCCCCGCUGCCUUCUGGCCUCGCCCGGCGGGGCUGCUGCCGCCCGUCCAACGGCUCUGCGGGCUCACCUCUCGGCAAGCUGUGAAUCUGUGGUCUCCUCUGGGGCCAUCUAGACGGCUUGGAAGCACGACUCUGGGUUUUGUUUGGUUUAUCUUUCUUCCGUACUUUGUUUUAGUUGAUUAUGUGAUGGUGAAGUUGAGCUGAAGGACGGGCAGAUGAUUUUUUUUAAAGCUUAAUAAGGAGUCUCUCUGAAGACUGCCCUGUAUUGAAACUACCUGUCUGUUUUGUUUUCUGUCUUUAAAUGUCAGAGGAAGCGAUCCGUGGGAAUUCAGAGGCCCCGGAAGCCGGGAGCUCAGAGGCAUUGAAGGGUUUGGUUAGGAGUUGGACUGAGAAGGUGAAGAGCAAGUAUGGAAGAAGGCGCCAGCGGAAGUGGGGAGCUCUGCGGGAACGUGGUUUGGGUGAAGGGUGGGCGGUCAGGGAGAAAGAUGUGUUUGGUUACAGACGGGAAAGCCUUGGGUUUUGAGAUGUUAGGCCCAUCGUGGUGUAGUGCUUGAUGUGCUGGUGAGUAAGACGUGGGAACAGAGCCAAAGCAAGUAGGAGCUAGAGCAGAGGGAGGAGCUGGGAAGUGUGCAGCUGCCCAGAGAAUGAGCGUCCAGCCAGGUGGACCUCGCAGGCCCACAGAGAGGGGGUCCUGUGGUGGGUCGCCCUCUCUGGGGACCCGUCCUGGUGCUCUCUUCUGGGGGUGGGGCGCUUCUGCGGGUGGUGGGGCCACGACCGAGGGCUAGCUCUUGUUACCUUAUGGUCCCGGUCUCCCACCCCAGCUGUUUUCUGAAUGGAAAGGGAGUUUGGAUAGGGGGUGGCUGUUUUCCGGUUAGCUGCGAGAUUUGUCAAGUAGAGAGCUCACUGCAUACUUUUGUGACAAUCACUCCCCUUCUUUCCCUAGUUUCCCUUUUUCCUCCCCUUCCCCCUCUUCCUCCUCUACUUUUCCCUCUUCUCCCCACCUUCUCUUACGAAUUGCAGUCUGUUCUUCCCUAAGGUAGAUUAGGGAUGUGGAUUAUACACCCAGUGCCAUCAGAUCCUCCUUCCAAAAGGAGUACUUGACUGAGGAGGAGGGUGGCCAGAAAGGGAGGACUCCCUCGCUGCUGCCCUGCCACACACCAGCUGACCACACAAGAGGGGUUCUUUCUGGAAAUGCUCUAACGAAAGUGCGUGUUCUACCAACCAAAGAAAGGCGUGCACAAUAGAAGCCUUCCUUAAAGCAGGUUAAAUAACCUCGUUUUUUGCAGCAAUCUGAAAACAGCAAGAAAGCUGUGCUGUGUUCUAAAGGGGCCUUAUAAUCUGUUUUUGUUUUUUGUUUUGUUUUUGUUUUUUAGUCUAGAUACAUUUUGUUUAUAAAUUCCCAAGGAAUUGUCAACACUUUGGUGACACCUAAUGGAUUCUUUUUGAAAUUCCAAGGUGCUUCAUUUCUUUGCCUCUUAAGUGAACUGUGCCUUUUAAAAAUUGCAUUUCUGUUCCCUUCUUGGUGGCACUUCUGACUUUGCAGAGAGCACCCGUCUUGUUGGAGGCAGGUGUCCGCGGUGGUCUGCUGUGCACACACGUUACUGAGACAAUCCUAUCUUCCUAAGCUUUUUAAGGAGAGUUGGGGGGGGGAGUAGAACUAGCUAUAAAAUAUGUAUGGGGCACAUCUUGUUUAAUUUUGCAUGUGACUUCUUUUUAGUGCAUCGAUGAGGUUUUAGUGACAUUGUCAUCCAACACUUUACUGUUCAGGGAACGCCUUCAUGAUUUUUUAUGCUGGUUUUACUGUUCAGACUGUGGCUUGGGUGUGAGUAUACUGUUAUCAACACCUGGUCUUUGAAUUGCCCACCCAGUAAGCUUAUAUUUUGUGAAGCAUUGGUUUUUCAGAUUAAGACACUGUUAGAACCUAAAGUAGUAGCUGAUGGUUAUCUGUGAAUUUUUUUUCUUUCUUUUUUCUUUUUACUUGAAGUAGAUUGUCUAAAACAGGCAUCCUCCUCUCUAGUAUCCAGAACCUCGCUCGUUGUCGUGUGCACUACAAGUUGCAAUUUGGAAAACUUGCUGUAUUGAAAUCGUCAGUACAUAGUUCUUGGAACACUGACGUUUUCUCCCAAACACUGGUUCCUGCAGCAGCAUUUUUCAUGCAUAAAAGAAGAAAAGGCCACUAGGGCCAGAGAUUUUUAAAAAUCACUGUACAAAUUCUUAUGUUAAAUUAAACUAAGCUUUGCUGUAAUACUGUUUUCUCUUCCAACAUGUGAUGGUACCAGAAUGUUGUUAAAAAUGAAGGGGGUAGUAUUGCAGGGGAGCAUUUUAAAUCACAGAAGUAAAAAAGUUAUAAUAUUUAUAAUUUUGAUGAGUUUAUUUUAAUAGGGAAGAUUUUUCUUCCCUGCAGUUGUUUCUGGAAUGGCAAAUUGUUUCCAUUAUUAAAAGUC
Enhydra lutris kenyoni (northern sea otter) is the source of this 3335-nucleotide messenger RNA. Its product is annotated as Ras association domain family member 3. The transcript has 5 exons. The record is from RefSeq and is a predicted model, not a curated record. The coding region runs from base 50 to 757 and encodes 235 amino acids. Gene Ontology annotation, biological process: signal transduction. NCBI's taxonomy places the organism in Eukaryota, Metazoa, Chordata, Mammalia, Carnivora, Mustelidae. Gene Ontology annotation, cellular component: cytoplasm.